Messenger RNA from Sphaerodactylus townsendi, 2436 nucleotides. Its product is annotated as interferon-inducible GTPase 5-like. Lineage: Eukaryota; Metazoa; Chordata; Lepidosauria; Squamata; Sphaerodactylidae. Gene Ontology annotation, molecular function: GTP binding; GTPase activity. The record is from RefSeq and is a predicted model, not a curated record. Gene Ontology annotation, cellular component: membrane.
AUGAGUGGGAGAAAUUCAACACCAGCUGCAGGCAGUGAACCUAAGGAGAAGACAGGCAGGGAAGAUGGAAGCCCCCCAGGAAAAACCACCCUUGACAUUGCCAUCACAGGAGUGUCAGGAGCUGGUAAAUCAUCCCUUGUCAAUGCCCUGCGGGGCCUGUCAGAUUUCGAUGAAGAGGCAGCGGAAACUGAUGUGAUAGAGCCAAUGGGUUAUCCACACCCUGCUUUUCCAGACGUAACAAUAUGGGACCUCCCAGGGAUUGGGACACCUGAUUUUAAAGCUGAGGAAUACCUAGAAAGGGUCAAUUACAGCCAAUAUGAUUUCUUCAUAAUCGUAGCUGCUCAUCGCUUCCUUGUCUGUGACAUCCAGUUGUCCCAGGAAGUUCAAAAAAUGAAGAAGCGGUUCUACUACGUCCGUUCCAAGAUGGAUGUCAGUAUUAAGAAUGAAAAACUGAACCCAGACUUCAGUGAGGAAGCAACCAUUCAAAAAGUCCGGAAAGACUGCCUUAGUAAUUUGGUGCAGGCUGGUAUUUCUUCUCCAGAGAUUUUCCUCAUCGCCAGUUGGUACCCGGAUAAGUACGAUUUCCCCCUCCUGGACAGGACCUUGAGGAAUGAAAUUGAGACUCUGAGGAGAUAUGUUUUAAGACCAGCUGCGCUUCCAGACUCAGAAAAGAAGAGCGAUGACAAGGGAAUAUCCGCCGUCCGCCUUCAAAAACUGUUAAAAAUUGACCUUACAAAGUUGAAGGAUGCUCUGAUGCAAAGAAAUCUCGAAGAAGUGACAGAGGAAAUACGUCAAGAAUUGGAUGCGUUACAAAAUGUCAAGCUUGACAUCGCCAUCACAGGAGUGUCUGGGGCUGGCAAAUCAUCCCUUGUCAACGCACUGCGAGGCAUGACUGAUUAUGAAGAUGGGGCCGCAAAGGUUGGGAUAACACAAACAACGAUGGAGUGUCAAGCCUAUCCACAUCCUUUAUUUCCAAAUGUAAACAUAUGGGAUCUGCCAGGGAUUGGCACACCUGAAUUUAGAGCAAAGGACUACCUAGAGAAGGUCAAUUUUAGCCAGUAUGAUUUCUUCAUGAUUGUUGCUUUCGAGCGCUUUACUGAGAAUGACGUCCUCCUGGCCCAUGAAAUUAAGAAAAUGAAGAAGAAAUUUUACUUUGUGCGUUCCCAAAUGGACACCAGUAUGAUUGCUGAAGUUAGGAACCCAAAGUUCAGUAUGGAAAGAUCCCUUCAGAAGAUACGAAAAAAUUGCUGUGAUAACUUGACAGAGGUAGGAGAAUCUAACCCCAGGGUUUUCCUCAUCUCUAGACGAGAUCUGGAUAUGUAUGAUUUCCCCAGCCUGCAAGAGGCCUUGGAAAAUGACCUGGAUGACCUCAAGAGACACGCUUUAAUCCAGGCUAUGCCUGUUUUCUCAAGAGAAAUUCUAAAAAAGAAAAAAGCUGCCAUGGAGAAACUCAUCAUGAAAUUUGCCAUUGUAUCCUGUGCUGUUGGGGCAAUUCCUGUCCCAGGACUCUCUUUGGUCUGUGAUGUUGGCAUCUUGGUAGGAGCACUGGUUCUUUUCUACAAAGUCUUUGUUUUCAUGAAGAGUCCCUCCCACUGAAGGCUAGGUAAAGUGAUGGGCAAAGAUUUCCAAGUGCUGAAAUCCGCUAUCAAAAAGUCCCCAAUGGCCAAUGAGAUUACUCCCAAACUUGUAGUUGGUCUCUUGUCCCGGUCUUUGCUUGUUGCAAGUCUGACCAUAAUUGAGUUAGUCUUGGAUUUCGUACCCCUUCUGGGCUCUCUGUUCGGGGGCAUUGGUUCCUUCAUCACCACAUACUACGUACUUUCUGGCUUCCUGAAGGAUAUUGUGGAAGAUGCGGAGAACAUCCGUGCAAAAGCUGCUGAGCCUUGACUAUUACGAUAUCCUCACAUCAAGAUCCAAGAUACUGAUUUGGAAAAAGAAUCCCAGGUGAAGAAGGCGUGAAUUGUGCACAGGGCCAGAACUCAUACAAGAUAGAAAAAGGAGCCGGGAUUUGCCUUUUAGAGCAAAAGCUGAUUUUUCUUUGAACUGAGACCAAUGAUAAUUGAACUUUCCAGUAAUGCAGAAAUGUAUUGUGGAAAGCUUUCACAGCUGGAAUAAACUGGCUGCUGUGGGAUUUCAGGGCUGUUUGGCACUGGUCUAAUACUUUUAGCCCCUAAUAUUUUGCUCACAUCUAUAGGCAUGUCACAAUAAGAAGUGUUUCUCUUUGCGGCACAGUGGCAAAAACAACCAGACCACAGCCACACAACCUGCAAACCCUGCAACAGCCCCUCCUCAGUCCAGUUUACAGGUUUCCAGAAUUAAAGCAUCAUUUUCCCAUUGCAGAGAGAUCAGUUCCCUUGGAGGAAAUGGCUGCUUUGGAAUGUAGACUCUAAGGCAUUAUUGCCCUCUGAGCAGUGGCGAAGCUACAAGGUGACCGGGGGG